Messenger RNA from Onychostruthus taczanowskii (white-rumped snowfinch), 2975 nucleotides. RefSeq names its product ATP binding cassette subfamily G member 1 (gene ABCG1). The transcript is spliced from 14 exons. Gene Ontology annotation, molecular function: ATP hydrolysis activity; ABC-type sterol transporter activity; ATP binding. Gene Ontology annotation, cellular component: plasma membrane. Lineage: Eukaryota; Metazoa; Chordata; Aves; Passeriformes; Passeridae. Gene Ontology annotation, biological process: transmembrane transport; cholesterol homeostasis. The record is from RefSeq and is a predicted model, not a curated record. The coding region runs from base 19 to 1953 and encodes 644 amino acids.
AGCAGCUCUGCUUGCACCAUGGCCGAGCCAAAGUCUGUGUGUGUUUCUGUGGACGAGGUGGUCUCCAAUGGCACGGACACCCAGGACAUCCGGCUCUUCAAUGGACACUUAAAAAAAGUGGACAAUGCUCUGACAGAAGCUCACAGGUUCUCCUACCUGCCCCGCAGGCCAGCUGUGAACAUUGAGUUUAAAGAACUGUCCUACUCUAUCCAGGAAGGGCCAUGGUGGAGAAAGAAAGGUUAUAAGACCCUUUUGAAAGGAAUUUCAGGGAAGUUCAGCAGUGGAGAACUCGUUGCAAUUAUGGGGCCUUCAGGAGCUGGGAAGUCAACGCUUAUGAAUAUUCUGGCAGGAUACAGAGAGACGGGAAUGAAAGGAGAAAUCCUCAUCAACGGGCAGCCCCGCGACCUGCGCUCCUUCCGCAAGGUCUCCUGCUACAUCAUGCAGGAUGACAUGCUCCUUCCUCACCUCACUGUCCAGGAGGCUAUGAUGGUAUCUGCUCAUCUGAAACUUCAAGAGAAAGAUGAAGGGAGGAGAGAAAUGGUGAAGGAAAUCCUGACAGCCCUUGGUUUGCUGACGUGUGCCAACACCAGGACUGGGAGUCUCUCUGGAGGCCAGAGGAAACGCCUUGCCAUUGCUCUGGAGCUGGUGAACAACCCCCCUGUCAUGUUCUUCGAUGAACCAACCAGUGGCUUGGAUAGUGCAUCGUGUUUUCAGGUGGUCUCUCUGAUGAAGGCUUUGGCCCAGGGGGGCAGAUCCAUCAUCUGCACCAUUCACCAGCCCAGUGCAAAACUGUUUGAGCUCUUUGACCAGCUCUAUGUUCUAAGUCAAGGUCAGUGCAUUUACCGUGGGAAGGUAACAAACCUUGUCCCAUACUUGAGAGAUUUGGGCCUGAAUUGUCCAACCUACCACAACCCAGCAGAUUUUGUGAUGGAGGUGGCCUCGGGCGAGUACGGGGACCAGAGCAGCCGCCUGGUCAGGGCUGUCAGGGAGAGGAUUUGUGACACUGACUACAAGAGAGACGUGGCUGGGGAGAACGAGCUGAACCCCUUCCUGUGGCACCGGCCCUCUGAAGAGGACUCCUCCUCCACAGAAGGAUGCCACAGCUUCUCUGCCAGCUGCCUAACCCAGUUCUGCAUCCUCUUCAAAAGAACUUUCCUCACCAUCAUGAGGGACUCGGUCCUGACGCACUUGAGGAUCACCUCACACAUCGGCAUUGGGCUGCUCAUCGGCUUGCUCUACUUGGGCAUCGGCAACGAAGCCAAGAAAGUGCUCAGCAACUCGGGCUUCCUCUUCUUUUCCAUGCUGUUCCUCAUGUUCGCGGCGCUCAUGCCGACCGUCCUCACCUUUCCCCUCGAGAUGGGAGUCUUUCUCAGAGAGCAUCUGAACUACUGGUACAGCCUGAAAGCCUAUUACCUCGCCAAGACCAUGGCUGAUGUUCCUUUUCAGAUCAUGUUCCCUGUGGCUUACUGCAGCAUCGUGUACUGGAUGACCUCCCAGCCCUCCGACGCGCUGCGCUUCGUCCUCUUCGCAGCCCUGGGCACCAUGACAUCCCUGGUGGCUCAGUCCCUGGGCCUGCUCAUAGGUGCAGCCUCCACAUCCCUCCAGGUGGCAACUUUUGUGGGCCCAGUUACUGCCAUCCCAGUCCUCCUGUUCUCUGGGUUUUUUGUCAGCUUUGACACCAUCCCAACAUACCUCCAGUGGAUGUCCUACAUCUCCUAUGUCAGGUACGGCUUCGAAGGAGUCAUCCUCUCCAUCUACGGACUGGAUCGAGAAGAUCUGCACUGUGACAAAGACGACACCUGCCACUUCCAAAAAUCAGAGGCCAUCCUGAAAGAACUGGAUGUAGAAAAUGCCAAACUCUACCUGGACUUCAUUGUUCUUGGGAUUUUCUUCUUCUCCCUGCGCCUGAUUGCCUAUUUUGUCCUGAGAUACAAAAUCCGAGCGGAGAGGUAAAGGAGAAGCAGCUGAGCCAAGGCAGUAGGAGAACUUUAGACAUGCAAUAGAGGGCACUUGACAUUGUCUCACUGUGGCAGGCUGGUCCCCAGUGGCCAGCCAGAUGCUGUCCUGACCGAGCCCAUGGAGAGCCACAAUGGGAUAGUGGACAUUCAGUGUUCAGCCAAUCAGUCCAGUUGGGUUGGGUCAUGUUUUCAUUACACUUUCUAGCUUUAACUAGGAAGAAGAACUAGAAGGGAAUUUUGCACCACAGAAUAUCAAUACCGAGGCAGUGUAACUGUCACAAGGAACCUGGCUGCAGGGGCUUUCCUUAUCAAAACCAAUUUUGGGAUAAGGUCACCAGGUCCUGGUUACCAGAGUAGUGUAAUGUCAUCUCUAGUUGACAAGGUAGUGAAAUGCAAAAAUGAGGAAUGCAAAGAAAAUAGGAUUCUCUCAUCUUUUUAAAUUUCAUCUUUGCAGUUUUCUAUGUAUUAUUUUGCAAUUCUUUUCCACAGGAUUACCCCUUCUGGCUAAAAGUCUGUAAAUGUAUUAAUAAGGUAAAGAUAUCUUUUUAAUAUGGAUAGUUUUUUAAAAGAAACCUAAAGUGAUUCAAGUAAUUAUUUUUGUUUCUGUCUGAAUUUAGAAUUCUGGUGCUUUACUUGUCGAGCUGGUCUCAUAUCUGAAAACUGUAAUGAUAGGAGGAGAAGGCAGAUUCUGAAUCUGCACUAAACCUGUGGUCCCAUGUGGAAGCAGCACUGGAUAGCACAUGCAGUUAGACAUGGUCAAGCUGUCACUGAAUGGUUGAAAAAAAUAUAUUCUUUUGCAGUGUCUUUAAAUCCUUAGUGUUUGUGAUAUUUUGAGAUACUGGCUGUGUUCAUUAUCUGUUUGAUCUACCUCCUGCAACUGAAAAAAAAAAAAAUCAAAGCACUCCAAGGCUUGUUUUUAAUUAAAUUGUGAAAGCAGGAUCUGUCCCUAAAGUGAUUGUUAAAGGAGUGCAAGAGCUGUCCACAGAUCAAAGCUUGGGCUGCUGUGUUAAAACACCU